CUAUUAUACGAGUGAAUAAAAAACGGCCAGUCGUUCGCCGGCUACCACGUGCACUGUUUGUGCUAUCGUUUUUCUAACCUGUCCCGGCGCUAACUACAUAAUAAAUAGUAUUAUGUCUCUGUUAUUAAUGUCUUGGUAUUUUGUAUGUUUCGUUACAAUUAUACUGUUAUUGAUCGCUCUCCGUUCGUGUAGGAAACCAAAAAACUAUCCACCAGGGCCAAAAUGGAUACCGUUUGUAGGAAAUACGUAUCAAUUAGCAAAAUUGUCGUCUAACAAAGAUGGACAGUACUUAGCUUUUGAGGAGCUCCGUCAAAAGUAUAAUUCUGAUAUCAUUGGGUUGAAAUUGGGACGGGAAUAUGUCGUUAUUGUGUUUGGAAACGAUCUAUUAAGUGAAACGUUUCAUAGAGACGAAUUUCAAGGUCGGCCUGAUAAUUUUUUUAUGAGACUCAGGACAAUGGGUAAACGUAGAGGUAUAACAAUGACUGACGGAGAUUUUUGGAAAGUACACAGAUCGUUUGCGGUCAGACACUUGAAGUUACUUGGUUUAGGACAAAGAAGGGUAGACGAAUUGAUUUAUGAUGAAUAUCAACUCAUGAUACAACGUCUAAUCGAUACGAUGGAAAGUGUGACGCCGACCUUAUACUUGCAAUCAGCUGUAAUGAAUGUGUUAUGGGAACUGACAGCGGGCACUAAGUUUGAUGACCCUAAAUUAUUAACAUUGAUGAGGAAGCGAAGUUCAGCAUUUGACAUGGCUGGUGGGCUGCUUAAUCAGAUGCCAUGGAUACGGUAUUUGGCUCCUAUCAGGACGGGUUACUCACUCAUAACUGAUAUAAAUCAGCAACUUUAUUCCUUGAUAUCUAAUAAUAUUGCCGAGCACAAAAGGACGAUAACUGACUCUACUAGGGAUUUUAUUGACGCAUAUUUACACCAAAUGAAAAAAGAAGAAAUAAACAAUACAACGUUUACUGAAGAGCAAUUGAUAGCUGUUUGUUUGGACUUAUUUAUUGCUGGGUCAUCAACAACAAGUGGUACAUUAGAUUUUGCUAUACUGGCUAUGGCUCGGUGGCCAGAUGUCCAGGCUAAAAUUCAAUCUAUUCUGGACGAGAUACAACCUCCGGGAACGUAUCUUACAGCCGAAAAAAUUCUUAAAAAUCCAUACAUGGAAGCUGUGUUAUUAGAGACGAAGAGGCUUAAUCAUGUAGCACCAAUUAUAGGUCCUAGACGUGUGUUAAAAAAUACAAAUCUUAAUGGAUAUAGUAUACCUAAGAAUACAACAAUUUUGAUGAGUUUAUAUUCAGUACAUCAUGAUCGGGUAAAGUGGGAUGAUCCUGAAGUUUUUCGCCCAGAGAGGUUUUUGGAUAAAAAUGGAAAACUCAAUACGAAUGAAGAUAUGUACUUUUUUGGAUUUGGGAAGAGACGAUGUCCUGGUGAAGCGUUAGCACAGCGAUUUGUUAGCUUAGUAUUUGCCAACUUAAUACAUGAUUUUAUAAUCGAAAUAGAUCGGUUACCCGAUGGACUAAAUUGUGGUAUACUUAUGACACCAAAACCUUACAAAAUAAAAAUGUCUAAAAGAAAAUAAA
This is a messenger RNA of Aphis gossypii (cotton aphid), 1580 nucleotides long. RefSeq names its product probable cytochrome P450 305a1. Gene Ontology annotation, biological process: xenobiotic metabolic process. The transcript has 8 exons. Bases 113 to 1579 code for a protein of 488 amino acids. NCBI's taxonomy places the organism in Eukaryota, Metazoa, Arthropoda, Insecta, Hemiptera, Aphididae. Gene Ontology annotation, molecular function: iron ion binding; oxidoreductase activity, acting on paired donors, with incorporation or reduction of molecular oxygen, reduced flavin or flavoprotein as one donor, and incorporation of one atom of oxygen; heme binding. Gene Ontology annotation, cellular component: intracellular membrane-bounded organelle; cytoplasm. The record is from RefSeq and is a predicted model, not a curated record.